This is a messenger RNA of Aspergillus lentulus, 1218 nucleotides long. Its product is annotated as argininosuccinate synthase. Gene Ontology annotation, molecular function: argininosuccinate synthase activity; ATP binding. Gene Ontology annotation, biological process: urea cycle; L-arginine biosynthetic process. Gene Ontology annotation, cellular component: cytoplasm. Lineage: Eukaryota; Fungi; Ascomycota; Eurotiomycetes; Eurotiales; Aspergillaceae. The record is from RefSeq and is a predicted model, not a curated record.
AUGGGUUCAAUCUCCUCCCCGGCUCCUGCCACUCUCAGUAGGAUAGAAAGCUUCGAACAGAUCGAAGCACUUGGCGACCGAGAGGCCUCCGUGGUCACUAUGUUCAGCGGUGGCCUGGACAGCACCUACCUGCUCUUCUAUCUUCACCGGCUCGGAUUCAAAAAUGUCUACGCUGUCGCGGUGGACGUCGGGGAGCCCGUCAACCAGGGCAAGCUGACCGACAUGGCCGCCCGUUUUAAUGCAAAAUUCGUAUAUCUCGAUGGCAAAGACGAAUUCGUUGAACAGGGCAUCAAACCAGCCAUUCGGGCUCACGCCAGUUAUCUCGGAAUGUAUCCGCUCAGCAGUUCGCUCAGUCGGCCGGUCAUCGCCCGCUUAGUCGCCGAUUAUGCCAAGUCAUUGGAUUCGAAGCUCCUGCUCCAUACCGCCAAUCUAUCGCAAAACAGCCUGCGCCGGCUCAACAACAGCAUUCAGCGCAGUGGGUUUUCUGGGUUGUAUGGAAGCCCAUACGUGCGUUCGGUCAGCUCCCGCGAGAAUAAAGCGGCCGAACUGGCCAAAGCCGGCUUGGCUUUCAUGUCAGACCGCAAGCUGAGCCGUGAUGAAAACUUGUGGUGCCGAGAGUUUGAGAGUGGUCCGCUGGAUGAUCCAGAGGAUUUCACCAUCCCAGAAGAUGCGUAUGUCUGGACGCAAAGCGUCGUCAAUCAUGCGCCGGAGAAAGUCAAGCUCGGCUUCGAAAGUGGCCAACUCGUUUCCGUCAACGAUCAAAAGAUGGCAUUGAUCAAAGCCAUCGCGCUGCUGAACAACACGGUAGGAAAGUUUGGUCACGGCCGCUUUGUCGGGCUCGAACCCAUCAUCACAGACGAAAAGGUUCUCGAGGUUCGCGAAGCUCCCGCCGCCGCGAUCAUCAUGGAUGCGCUCCGCCAUCUUGAAGUGGCUUCGCUGAGCACCAAAUCGCUCGGACUGAAACAGGAGCUUGAGCAGAAAUGGGUCCUUGAAGCCAUAACUGGUCAAUGGGCAAGCCCGGUCCACACUAUGUGUGACCGCGCCAUGGCCUCCAUCUUAGAGAAUGUCUCCGGGACGGUGACUUACGUCGUCGGUCCAAGCAGCUUCUUGCCCUGCUCCAUAAUAGCACAGAAUCCCUGUUAUGUGCGGGAUAGGGACGACUGGGAACUACAGACUGCUACAAACCCCGCAGGUUUGCCUUCCAUCGAGCUUGUCUAA